This is a messenger RNA of Salpingoeca rosetta, 1909 nucleotides long. Its product is annotated as CGI-53 protein. Lineage: Eukaryota; Choanoflagellata; Craspedida; Salpingoecidae. The transcript has 8 exons. The record is from RefSeq and is a predicted model, not a curated record. Gene Ontology annotation, biological process: cilium assembly; intraciliary transport. The coding region runs from base 395 to 1660 and encodes 421 amino acids. Gene Ontology annotation, cellular component: centriole; intraciliary transport particle B; cilium.
GCCUUGUCACCACAACAGGUUGCGUUUGGUGGAAAAUGUGGCAGAUCGUCGAGGUACGAAAAUUAACGUAAAACUCCAACAAAUGCUCAUCAAUGGCAACAGCCCGCUGAGACCGAAAACGCAGCACAACAGACCAAACAGCAACGGCCACACCAACCAACCAAACGCACACAAGCAAGCUCAACGAGCGACGAGACGACGAAGCGAGUGAGCCGUGGACGGAACACAUUAAGCCUCGCUUCAAGGAUUGGCUAGAAUUUCCCAACAACGGGCUGUGGUGCACGUUCUGUGACGAUAGAGGCGUCUUACUGGACUUGGUUGUGGUGUGGAAAACCUGACUGUGUGACCAGCGACCCUGUCGUACGCAGAUCUCAGCCGCCAUCAGAACCCAAACAUGGACAGUGAGAAACCGCUGCUCUUGUUCAAUGCCGGCAAGAAAGAGGUGUUCUCUCCUGGAAGUGGGUUCAAGCAGCUCACGCGAAGGCUCAGAUCAACAUGGAGAGUCGCAUCGUUGAAGGAGGAGUUGACAUCAGAGAGGCUGGAGGAUGCACGCGUCCUUGUCUUCGCCGGCCCGCGACAAAAGUUCACAGCAGGAGAGUUUGAGGUGAUUCGGCAGUACUUGGAGAAUGGCGGGAGCCUACUCAUCAUGGUGGGCGAGGGCGGCGAAACCCGCUUUGACACAAACAUCAACUUCCUGCUGGAGGAAUACGGCGUCAUGGUAAACGCCGACGCUGUUGUGCGCUCCACCUUCUACAAAUACCACCACCCGAAGGAGUGCCUGGUCUCCAACGGCGUGCUGAACAGGGAAAUCAACAAGGCGGCGGGAAAACCGCAGCCCAGUGGCAGGGCAGAUGAUACGGCCUUUGAUCAGAUGAGCUUACAGUACCUGUACCCGUUUGGCGCAACGCUGAGCGUGCAGCCACCGGCUGUUCCCGUUCUCAGCACAGGCAACGUCUCCAUCCCGCUCAACCGCCCAACCUGCGCAUUCUACAGCAACGAUUCUCGCCCGGGCAAGCUGGCGGUGAUUGGCUCCUGCCACAUCUUCAGUGACCAGUACCUGGACAAGGAGGAGAACGGCACACUGCUGGACGUUGUGCUGUCAUGGUUGACAGACGACGACUUUGAGCUCAACCACAUUGACGCAGAGGAGCCCGAGAUUUCAGAAUACGUCCCCAUCCCACACGUGCAGAAGCUCGCAGAUAAGCCGCGCGUGUGUCUGCAGGAGAGCGAUGACGUCCCCCGCGAUUUCACCACGCUCUUUUCCGGCUCUCUCUUUGGUAUCUCCACCAAGCACAUCCCAGCCACCGUGCAGGCGUAUGCAGAUCUUGAUGUCGCACACGAGCAGUUGCGUCUGAUUGAGCCGCAGUUUGAGGCGCCCCUGCCACCACUGCAGCCUGCCGUGUUUCCGCCCACGUUCAGGGAGAUGGGCCCACCUGCCCUUGACCUGUUUGACCUCGACGAGAGCUUCUCCUCGGAGAAAGUCAGGCUCAACCAGCUCGCAAACAAAUGCACGGAGGAUGACCUGGAGUACUUUGUGCGCGAGUGCGGCGACAUUAUGGGCAUCACACAUCGCCUCGACAAGACAAAGCGCGAUGGCAAGCACAUCCUCGAAUACGCCCUUAAGCAGCUCGUUAAGUACAAGCGAUCCAGCAUGAGCUGAGCUUGAAACACAUGAAAAGAAAUGUGCACCCAUGUGUGUGUGUGUGUUGAGUUGUCCUCGUUGGUGUGUCGCUGUUGUGCGUUUCGUCGUUCUCGUACAGCAGUGGUCAGGGCGGCUGUGCCUUGCUUGCUGUUGGCUGUUGUACAUUGCUUGUGUGUGUGUCUGCUCGUACCCUUUGCUUGCUUGCUUGUUUGCUCUCCUUUCUUGGUCUCUCGUUCCUGCUUAUCUCUCUCUCUCUCUCUCUCUCUC